Molecule: messenger RNA, 2108 nt
Organism: Vidua chalybeata
Lineage: Eukaryota; Metazoa; Chordata; Aves; Passeriformes; Viduidae
Gene: LCP2
Product: lymphocyte cytosolic protein 2
Exons: 21
Coding region: 195-1820 (541 amino acids)
Biological process (GO): intracellular signal transduction; cell surface receptor protein tyrosine kinase signaling pathway
Molecular function (GO): protein binding
Source: RefSeq, a predicted model, not a curated record
UGUACCAGAGGAAGCAGUGUCUCUCUGGAACGAACUCACAGCAUAAUUUCAAUUGACCAGAACAGUUCCUUGACAGAAGCAGCUGGAGGUUGGGCAAGGAAUUCCUUGGAGGUGGCCACAGAGAGGGAAUCCAUGGCUGUGUCAUUGGCAGCAGGGCUGUGAGCACUCCCUGAGUGCCUCGGGGGGAACCAACCAUGGACCUGCGGAACGUCCCCUACCGCUCCGACGUGCUCACCUGGGACCCAGAUGACUUAGCAGAAUAUUUCAGGACGCUGAAGUAUAAGGACUGUGAGAAAGUCGUCAGGAAGCACAGCAUAAAUGGACAAAGGUUUUUGAACAUGUCUGAAAAUGAUAUUCAGAAAUUCCCAAAGCUCAGAGUGCCAAUUGUAAGUAAAUUAAGCCAAGAAAUAAACAAAAAUGAAGGGAGGCUCUCUUUCCUUCCAAAAUGGGCCCAAACACAAAAAUCUCCAGAAAACACAGGGUACGCUCAGGAUGAUGGUGGCUGGUCUUCGUUUGAUGAUGAUGAUGAUGAUGACUAUGAAAGCCCUGAUGAAGACCAGGAAAAGGAAGAUGAGGCUGACUAUGAAUCACCAACAGAGGAGCCUGAGGAAGCAGAACAUGACAGUGAUGGCUAUGAGCCACCUCCAUCCAAUAAUGAAGAAGCACAUCACAGUGUCAUAUUUCCUGCCAAGUCACUUCCAAGCAGCACAGAUUAUAUAGACAGACCUACAACAACCAGAUCAGCACAUCAGCCUCCACAUCAGCCUCCAGUACCACCCCAGCGACCUGGCCCAGCCCCAGGACCAGCCUCAUUUGGGGGAAGAAGUGCUACUCUGCCAGCUUUCCCUCCUCCACCAAGCAGUAACGACUUGAGUAGAGACAGAAACAUGAAGCCUUUGAAACCCCCAGCUCCUUCUAUAGACAGAAGCACCAAACCCUCUCUGGAUCGCCUUGCUCCCCCAUAUGAAAGAGAAAGCCCAGGAUCAGGGAAGAAGCCAGGCAUUCCUGAAAAGCCUCUGGUUUCACAGCUAAGAUCCCUGGGAGAACAGUUAGCAAUGAUGCCAAAACCUCCUGUCCCACCAAGUGACAGAUAUGAAAGAGGCAACCCACCUCCCCUAAGGAAGCAAAGCCCUGGAAAGCACAGUUGGCCACCACACAAGAAAAAUGAAGAUGAAGAAGACACUGCCCUGCAAAGACCAGUGCCACAGCUGUCUUUGCCCCCAUACAGCUCCAAUGCAUUCCCACCCAAAUCUGUCAAGCCUCCACCUAAGCCAGGAUCCAACAGCAUUCCCGCUGCAGAAAGUGCUAGAAACCUGUCUUCAACUGUCUCUCUAGCACCACGCUUCCAUCCAGGCAGCAACAGCAGAUCUCCCUCCAGAGGUCCAGCUGACAUGAGACCUCCACUGCCAAUUCCUAGCAGACAGACUGUUCACCAGGCAAACAUGGAGGAAGAUGAGCCCCAGGGCUCUCUGAAGGAUGAGUGGUACGUGGCUUUCGUCAGCCGGCCCGAGGCAGAGGCAGCGCUCCGCAAGAUAAACAAGGAUGGAACAUUCCUGGUGAGAGACAGCUCACGGAAAACAGUGACUCACCCGUAUGUCCUGAUGGUGCUGUACAGAGAUAAAGUGUACAACAUCCAGAUCCGCUACCAGGAGCAGGACCACUUAUACCUGUUAGGAACCAGCUUAAAAGGAAAAGAGGAAUUUUCUUCUGUAGCAGAUAUCAUUGACCACUUCCAAAGAACACCCCUUCUACUGAUUGAUGGGAAAGACAGAGGCUCAAGAAACCAGUGCAUGUUAAAAUACGCUGCAGGACAUAUUUAAAUGAAACUUUAGAGAAGAUCACAUAUAGUACUGAAGCCUUCUGAAGUUUUUAAACUUCAAGAUAUUUCCCUUUUCAGCAAAAUAAAAUCAUGAAGUGAUUAAAAUUCACAGUUUCAAAGAAAAAUGACUAUGUUAUUUUUAAAUUAUGCCUUAAAUACAGUACUCUAUAAAUAUAAUUUUCCUACAAAGUGUCCAUUAAUCAUACAGCACACGAGAAUUUUUAUCUUCCAAGAUAUUUAUAUCCUGUUGAAAUUAUUUCCACACCAAAUUUGAUGAACCAUAAAUAAA